This is a messenger RNA of Beta vulgaris subsp. vulgaris (sugar beet), 1663 nucleotides long. Its product is annotated as probable sugar phosphate/phosphate translocator At2g25520. Bases 314 to 1393 code for a protein of 359 amino acids. Gene Ontology annotation, cellular component: endosome; Golgi apparatus; trans-Golgi network. The transcript has a single exon. The record is from RefSeq and is a predicted model, not a curated record. Gene Ontology annotation, molecular function: antiporter activity. Lineage: Eukaryota; Viridiplantae; Streptophyta; Magnoliopsida; Caryophyllales; Amaranthaceae.
AUGUGACAUCACUCUUUCUUUCUCUCUCCUCUCUGUCCUCCUAUCACUCUGCCACAUCCUCUUUAACCCCUCAAACCCUAUUAUUAUUAACCUUCAUUCUUCACAUAAAAUCAGUAGCAAAGAAAACAAAACAAAGAAAAAUCUCAUCUUUCUUCUCAUUUCUCACUCUUUCUCACACCAAUUCUACCUUCUUUCUUCUCAUCUUAAAAUACCCACAAAAACCCAUCUCUUAAUUUUCCCAAAAACCCCAAAAAAAAUUCACUUAAUUUCCCCCAAAAACCCAGAAAAAAAACAGGGGAAGAAGAAAUCAACAAUGGGUGAGAAGAUGGGAGGAGUUUCAACACCUGCAUUGAGUGAAGGAAUCAUAAAAAAAAUCAUCUUGACCUACACUUAUAUCUCAAUUUGGUUGUUUUUCUCAUUCACUGUAAUAAUCUACAACAAAUACAUCCUUGAUAAAAAGCUCUAUAAUUGGCCUUUCCCAAUUUCUCUAACUAUGAUUCACAUGUCUUUUUCUUCAAUCCUUUCUUUCAUUCUUGUUCGUGUUUUUCGUGUUGUUGAACCUCCAAUUCACAUGACUAAAUCACUUUAUAUUUCCUCUGUUUUACCUAUUGGUGUUCUUUUUGCUCUAUCACUAUGGUUGUCAAAUUCUGCAUACAUUUAUCUUUCUGUUUCUUUCAUUCAAAUGUUGAAGGCAUUGAUGCCUGUUAUUGUGUAUUCAAUUGGAGUUAUGCUUAAAAAGGAUACAUUUAAGGGUGAUACAAUGAUCAAUAUGGUAUCGAUUUCGAUUGGUGUUGCGAUUGCUGCAUAUGGUGAGGCUAAAUUUGAUGUAUUUGGUGUGAUUCUUCAACUGGGUGCUUUGAUUUUUGAGGCUACAAGAUUGGUUUUGAUCCAAAUUUUGUUAACUUCAAAGGGUAUACAACUUAACCCAAUUACUAGUUUGUAUUAUAUUGCACCAUGUUGUUUGGUUUUCUUGACAAUUCCUUGGUUGUUUGUGGAAUUUCCAAUUUUGAGGGAACAAAUUGGGGGAUUUGAGUUUGAUUUUGUGAUAUUUGGGACUAAUUCUUUGAUUGCAUUUGGGUUGAAUUUGGCUGUUUUUCUUCUUGUUGGGAAGACUUCUGCAUUGACUAUGAAUGUUGCUGGUGUUGUUAAGGAUUGGUUGUUGAUUGCAUUUUCUUGGUCUGUGAUUAAAGAUACUGUUACUCCUGUGAAUUUGUUUGGGUAUUUGUUGGCUUUUAUGGCGGUUGUGUAUUAUAAUCGUGUUAAGUACCAGAAUUUGAAGGCUGCUGAAGCUCAGAAGAAACAAGUUGUUCUUGAGAGUGAUGAUGAUAAGGAGAGUGGGAAGUUGUUGCAUGAGGCAGAAAGUGAUAAUGUUAAGAAGGGCGAGUCUAAUUAGUACUAGUAAGCAUGGUGAAAAGGUUCCGUGAUCGUGUUUGGUUUCGUGUCAAUUUCGCGCAAAAUGUUACCAUCUUACAGAAAUGGAUCAUUCGGGUUACUUCAGGUCGUGUUCGUGUCGUGUCUGGUUCGGGUUUCAGUCGUGGUGCCUUCAAGUUGCUGUGCAACCUCUUUGAUUCUAGCUCUUCUUUUUUACCUCAUUUUUGUUAAGUUCUUUGAUUCAAUGUAUUUGUAAAACUCUUGAAUGAUUACAGCAAAUUUUACUAGAAAA